AUGGUCUACGUUAAAGUUUCAGUCGUCAUGAGCCGCGACAUCGAGUGCGACUGCACUACCAGGUACAACGGACUCAGCCAUGAAGCUGUCUUCCAACGUCGCUUCAACCCAGAAACCAACGAGUUUUACGUCGAUAAUCCAGCCGACAUUCUCGGCGCACUAGGCUGUUGCGGUGCUCUCAAAUUCAAAUCUCGCAAUGCGGACGGCGAAGUGACUAUUGAUGAAGGAUCGCAUGUAGCUGCCAUCGACAGCGCAUGCAGCGACAACGGAAAAGAAGGCGUUCGAGCUGCAUAUGGUGUUUAUGUGGGUGACACGACACCUCGUUGCGUUUCGAAGCUUCUCGAUGAGAAUCUCCCGCAGACGACUCAAGUAGCUGAGUUAGUUGCUGUGCGUGCGGUUUUGAGAAUGGCCGAGAAUGUCUUGGAUGCUUUUAUCGACCGGGGUGGAAAUGAUGACGGCGAUGAGGACUCACCCAGAAUUUCUAAGAUCCUCAUCAUUACCAAUUCGCCGUAUGUGGUAGAUGGGUUCUCGGAUUGGAUCUACAAGUGGAAGGAAAAUGGAUUCAAGACCUCGACUGGCAAGCCGGUUGUUAAUGCAGAGCUAUUCCGAGAGCUGGACGCUUUGAUCUCGAAGUUCAAUCACUUUCAUAUUCCGGUUUGGUUUUGGCAGGUGAAGAAAGAAUUUAAUGCGUCGGCGGAUGCAUUGGCUCGUAAGCCUCUUUUUGGAGAGCAGAAGGUUCCGGCUUUGGUCCCGUUUGUUAGGGAUUAUAAGAAGUUUCCGAAGAAGUGUUGA
Botrytis deweyae is the source of this 792-nucleotide messenger RNA. RefSeq lists its product as uncharacterized. The transcript has a single exon. Gene Ontology annotation, biological process: DNA replication, removal of RNA primer. The coding region runs from base 1 to 792 and encodes 263 amino acids. Lineage: Eukaryota; Fungi; Ascomycota; Leotiomycetes; Helotiales; Sclerotiniaceae. The record is from RefSeq and is a predicted model, not a curated record. Gene Ontology annotation, molecular function: RNA-DNA hybrid ribonuclease activity; nucleic acid binding.